AUGGGUAAGCGGCACAAGAAUAAUGACCUUUUGGUUCGAAGACACGCGGAGUAUGUAAGCCCACGCGUAAGGCGAUUCAGCCCCAAGAACCGCACUCUCGUGCGGGAAAAGACUCGAUCUCGCCACGAGGAAGCCGUGGUCCAGCCCUCUGCGGGUGAAGUGGAUCCCGCCGGAAAUGGAUACUCGGCCGUGACGCAGGGCUGUGAAUGGCCAGCAACCAAAAAAAGUUUUGUGGAGAACGCUUGGCUCGGGUGA
Penicillium lagena is the source of this 255-nucleotide messenger RNA. RefSeq lists its product as uncharacterized. NCBI's taxonomy places the organism in Eukaryota, Fungi, Ascomycota, Eurotiomycetes, Eurotiales, Aspergillaceae. The transcript has a single exon. The record is from RefSeq and is a predicted model, not a curated record. Bases 1 to 255 code for a protein of 84 amino acids.